AUGUGUUUUGUGCGUCACUUCUUUGUGGAUGAGGGCGAGUCCGACGAACGUCUGCAUCUGACCCAGUCCUGUGGGGUGCCUCUGGACAUUUUGGACACCUGGCUGUGUGCCGUCUACUCCUACUACAACUCUGUGCCCUUUCACAACUUCAAGCAUGCUUUCAUGGUUACGCAGAUGGUAAGGACUAUUCCUAUAUAUAUAUAUAUAUAUAUAUAUAUAUAUAUAUAUAUAUGA
Messenger RNA from Dibothriocephalus latus, 234 nucleotides. Lineage: Eukaryota; Metazoa; Platyhelminthes; Cestoda; Diphyllobothriidea; Diphyllobothriidae. The record is from the annotation of a GenBank genome assembly.